AUGAAACAGCUGGCCCGCCGCUACGUCUACUGGCCCAGCAUCGACAAAGAAAUAGAACGUAUUGUCAAAGGAUGUGAAAAAUGUGCUCUCACACGUCACAGCCCUCCCAAAGUUCCAGUACAUCCCUGGGAUACACCACAAGAGAAUUGGGAAAGGGUUCAUAUCGACUAUGCAGGACCGCUUGAUAAUACAUAUUUUCUCAUGUGUGUUGAUGCAAAAUCUAAAUGGGCGGAGGUGAAAAUCAUCAAAGACUCACCUACUAGUGCAAACACAAUUAAUCUUUUAGAAGGAAUUUUCUCAUGUCAUGGAUAUCCUCAAGUACUCGUUUCAGAUAAUGCUACCAUUUUCAAAAGUGAUAUUUUUCAAAAUUACUGCAAAACAAACGGUAUUUUCCAGAAAUUCAUCGCUCCAGGGCAUCCGGCAACAAACGGUUUAGCCGAGAGAUCAAUCCAAACACUAAAGAAUCGCCUGAAAGUAGUCUCAACUGACCAAACUCCAAUCCAAACCAAAAUUCAAAAUAUUUUACAAAGGUACAGAGCAACACCGCUAGCUUGUGGUCAGUCCCCGGCGGAACUCUACCUGCACAGAAAAAUAAGGAUAAGACUAAAUGCCAUUUUCCCGUACAAACCUCAACCUUCAACUACACAGUCUUCACCUGCACGUUCACUAUAUGUGGGGGAGAGGGUACAGGUCAAACUUUUCAUCAAUAAUAAAAACAUAUGGCAGUUUGGUCAAGUAAAGAAGAGGCUUGGGAAAAGACACUAUCUCGUAGUUCUCGACUCAUCUGAAGAUUGA
Macrosteles quadrilineatus (aster leafhopper) is the source of this 795-nucleotide messenger RNA. RefSeq lists its product as uncharacterized. Gene Ontology annotation, biological process: DNA integration. Lineage: Eukaryota; Metazoa; Arthropoda; Insecta; Hemiptera; Cicadellidae. Bases 1 to 795 code for a protein of 264 amino acids. The record is from RefSeq and is a predicted model, not a curated record. Gene Ontology annotation, molecular function: nucleic acid binding. The transcript has a single exon.